Molecule: messenger RNA, 582 nt
Organism: Guyanagaster necrorhizus
Lineage: Eukaryota; Fungi; Basidiomycota; Agaricomycetes; Agaricales; Physalacriaceae
Exons: 1
Coding region: 379-561 (60 amino acids)
Source: RefSeq, a predicted model, not a curated record
CUUUCCUUUCCAAGUCUGAAGGCGACACUCUCACUUUGCUCUGUUUGCUCUCAGUUAUCGUAACGUUCUCACACUCAAUCAUUAUAUUCCUUCAUUGAAUCUUCUGACACACUCGCUGAUGUCUUAGCAAGUAUCGUGACAGCACAACUACAAAACGUGCCUCUACCAGCCACACGGAUUUCCCUUCACUGCCUUCUCAUUAGAUGACGAGUCUCCAACUUGAAUGGCGAACGGCAUCCAGACCAGACACAUUUCUGCUACUCAAUCAUGGGGAUCAAUCAGAUUUGACUAGUGAAAUUCUGACAGUCCCGAGGGAGCACGACAUCUCCCUGUUUUUCCAGCUUCCAGAAUGGCACCUUCUGUGUGCUGAAAACCACCAUGGUCCACAAAGGGUCUAAUGACUCUUUCUUGGAUGCUCAGGAGGGAUCCAUGAUGCUUCGCAGAGCUGAAGGUCAUUUCCACGUCAGUGCGUUUUCAUGUGGAUGUGGUGCGCAAUUUAGUUCUUUGACUUCGGCUCUGUUCAGGGGCAGACAAGUUCUAGGUGUAUCAUCCACUCGCUGAUAAGGUUUCAGGCUCUUUUUU